UCUGCCUCCUGAAGGCUUUGACCUGGCGACUUCUCUCGGAUGCGCCUCCGCUCGCUGGCCACCAGGGGUCCCAGACACGCGCUGCUUCCCAGCCGCUCUUUGUCCUGCUGCUUCCCCCGCGAGCCCGCCUCCCCAUCCCGUUCGGAGCUCGCGGCUGUCGCUGCCGACUUGUACAAGUGGCCGCCAGUCAGGAAGCAGAGCCACGCCCCCGACUCCCUCCCCUGCCUCGCCGGCCGGGCUGCUCCAGCCCCCGCUGCUGUUCCACCUCGCUCGCUUAGCAGGUCAAUGAAUUGCCAGAGGCUUGAGGCUGAGGAGCUGGAGAAGCCUGGCUCUGGAGCCAUCCUCGAAUCCCUGCCUAGCAAACAUGCGCGUCUGCACUGUCUCUGAUUCCCCAGCCAGGAACGUAGCUGCUUGAGAAGUUGGAAAAACGAGGAGGACUAACAGGGGCGUGUAAAGCAAUCCGGAGCUACAAAAGGAGGAUGGAAAUCCUGUAUGAAUGUGAAAACCAUUAGCAAAGUAAUUGCUGUCUAUUACCAUGACAACCAGCCGCUGCAGUCACCUGCCUGAAGUCUUACCAGACUGCACCAGCUCAGCUGCUCCCCUAGUAAAGACGGUGGAGGAUUGUAGCAGUCUUGUGAAUGGACAGCCGCAGUAUGUCAUGCAAGUUUCAGCCAAGGACGGGCAGCUUCUGUCAACAGUAGUAAGGACUCUUGCCACACAGAGCCCUUUCAAUGACAGGCCAAUGUGCAGGAUCUGCCACGAAGGCAGCAGUCAGGAAGACCUGCUCUCUCCAUGUGAAUGUACAGGAACCCUGGGGACUAUUCAUCGCAGCUGCCUGGAGCAUUGGCUGUCCUCUUCGAAUACCAGUUACUGUGAACUCUGCCACUUCAGGUUUGCAGUAGAGCGCAAACCCAGGCCGUUAGUAGAGUGGCUAAGAAACCCAGGCCCGCAGCAUGAGAAACGGACUCUGUUUGGAGACAUGGUGUGCUUCUUGUUUAUAACUCCACUGGCGACCAUCUCUGGCUGGUUGUGUCUGCGGGGAGCGGUGGACCAUCUGCACUUUAGUAGUAGGCUAGAAGCUGUUGGCCUCAUUGCACUCACUGUCGCACUCUUCACUAUUUACCUCUUUUGGACGCUAGUGUCAUUUAGGUACCACUGUAGAUUAUACAACGAAUGGCGUCGGACCAAUCAGAGGGUGAUACUCCUAAUUCCAAAAUCCAUCAGUGUUCCUUCUAACCAGCAGUCAUUGCUGGGCCUUCAUUCAGUCAAAAGAAACUCAAAGGAGACAAUCGUUUGAUUUUGGCAGUUCUGUACUGGAGUCAUGCACUAAAUAUACUUUCUUAAACCCAUGGGCUCUGAUUCCAUCCAGAACCUGGUACAGUGCUAUUCUGGUUUACAAACUCUUUACAGAGGAAGAAAUCACUGUUUUAAUUAAAAUCAUGGAUGCUGCAAUCAUAUGAUAUUUGCUAAGCUGCCAAACAUGUUUAUUUAGCAGAUACUGUAUGGAAUUCUACAAACUCAUAUUAAUACCUGCCUUGUCAGUGAUGCAAAUCCUUUUUUAUUAUUGUUUAAAAAUAUUAAAACUAUGGUAAUUAACAAUGCAAAAAAAAAUUUAGGAGUGCUUUCUUUAUUUCUACAGUAUUUCUGUGGAUAUCUGAAUAGGAACCAGUGCUGAAUGUUUUAUUUUACUGACUCAAAGAAGAUGACAUUACAAGAAGGAAAUUGUGCUACUUUUAGUUUUAUUUGAAGGGCAUCUUAUUCUAAACUUGGAUUAUUAAAAAUGUUUUUAAAGUGAGUUCUACAAAUGGGCAUUCUAUUUAACAUAAAACCCCCUUAAAACGCAUUCUCUUCCAUUUGUUGUUUGGUAGUGAAAACCUGAUAAAAAUGCAAAAUGUGUGAAAAACAAGUAUCACAGAUUGCAAUAAUCUUCCGAGUUAAAAAUAUUUCAUAAAGCAGUUCCCAAAAAAGAACUGUUACAGGGUUAUUUCCUUUUCAUUUGGAAGGAGCAAAUUAGCCCCAAAUUUUGCACUAAAGUUACACUGGUGUAACUAAAGAGUUAGUUACUCUUUAUUUACCCCCAGCUAAAUUUGGCCUGAUUAAUUAAUUUUCUAUAGGGGACUUUGCAUACAUAAUGAUCUAAUUCAUUAGACAUUUCCUAGGAAGCCUGAACGUGUCUUGCAUAACAAUUAGCCUUACUCUAGAAAUGCUGAAUUUUCAGCUUGACAGGUAAAUUUAGCGGAGUAUAUAAAUUCUCUCGUUGUAGCAUUGAGAUUAAGGCUCUUUAUAAAAUGUAAGGUUUCAGAGUAGCAGCC
Molecule: messenger RNA, 2312 nt
Organism: Malaclemys terrapin pileata
Lineage: Eukaryota; Metazoa; Chordata; Testudines; Emydidae
Gene: MARCHF3
Product: membrane associated ring-CH-type finger 3
Exons: 5
Coding region: 536-1297 (253 amino acids)
Biological process (GO): protein ubiquitination
Molecular function (GO): ubiquitin-protein transferase activity; zinc ion binding
Source: RefSeq, a predicted model, not a curated record